GUUGUUUACCACGCGGGAAAAGAGCGUGAUCCAUGUGCUAGUCAGUUGAGCAGUGCCUAUCAUAAUUAAUUUUAAGGUGUCAACGCUGAAGAUAAUGCAAGCAUAAAUUUCCAACCGCCACGAUUGAGCCGGCGCAGGAAACCCACCACCAUUACGGCGUCAACAUUCACCUCCCCAAGCCUCCGGUACCCGUACGAACAAGUUCUGCUCGCUCAUUCAUCGUGUCGCAGCACCAGACGGAUCUUACGAGUUUGCCGCCACCCUCACCACCGCCCCCCAAAACGAUCGAAGAUGUGAUAGUGCCACAAACGGCGAGCUUCAGCCAGCAGAUUGCAAACUAUUUUCUCCGCAUCCGUCGCCGAACAACGCAAGUUGUUCACCAUCAGGACCGGAACCCGCUCUUCGUAUCGACUCAACAUUCCCCGUCAGACGGAUCCAAUACUUCCUCCUCAUCCACGGCAAUGGCCGCAACGGAUGGCCAAAUCAUUCUGGCGGCAUCUCGUUUUGGCGAUUCGCAACCGGUCUAUCUGAAAGAUUUCGCGAAAACCGAUUUGCCGGCGGUCGGUAAGAUCGUAAAAGGCCAGUAUUACAACUUGGGCGUGCCAACCCUAUCGAAUCCCUCACUUCAAAGCACGGCACUAUUUCUCAAUGCUGGUAAGAAAUAUCAGAUUCUAGCACAACCGGUCAAAAUCAAGGAAGGUCGAAAAAGUACAAACGUCGGACCCAAAGUGCUGAUCCCCGAAACCUAUCCUGGAUUCUUCGAACUUCUCAGCGAGGAUGGCCGGUCGACACGUUGCAUCGAGAGUGUCCUGGAACUGUCGAAACGACGAAAUUUCCGUGUACUGGUGCGCGAAACCGUCCGCUGCAACCACAACAGUAAGUCGCUACACGCGGGCGAAAUUCUCACUACGAUCUCAGACAACGGCAAGUAUCUGCAGUGCAAGACGUCCAAGGACGAAAUCGUUAGUUUGCCAUUAGAAGCCAAAGCCAAAUUUUCACCUAUUGCUAAAGAGGAUAGUAUUAGCGGUGUACAUUCAGUCAGCAAUCUGUUACAGAAACGAAUGCCAGUAACUGUUAGGUUAGUCCACGGUACGGCUCCCAAAGGGAUGAAGCAACCGUUUAUACCGGAACUACGUCUGCUGGGCUGUGUCGAAGUAGAUCGGAUAUUCGCUUUACCGUUGCAGAAAGACAUGGACCUGAUAUCGGUACCGUUGAAUGCCAAGAUAAAAAUUCAGAGAGCAAAAAAUAUGGAUCAGUUGGAUCAUUUUAUUGAGUUUUCUCGCUUCCUGGACAAAGCGCAACGUCUUUUGGUGGAUGCCCGUGAUCGGUUGCAGAUUAUCGACCUGAAGCUAGGUGACAAGGAUAAGAAGGAAACAGCAAAGCAAUCCGCCAAUCGAAAAGUGACAUCCAGUCUCUCGGGCUUAACCGCAAAUGGAUAUGUACUGAAGAAAAGCAACAGCUGUGAUUCUAAUCGGUUUUCUCCGUCGCUAGGAGGAAGUGGUAGUCAGAAUGGUUCGAUUGCCGACGAGUACGACGAAAUCGAUCAGAUCUACGACUACGUUCGUGGUCUAGCGCCAUUGCCGAAAAACCUCAACAAGUUCGAGGCGAUUGUGGAACCGGUUUCUUCGCCGGCUUUUACGCCAGUUCCCACUCACCAGCAUAACCUCAAAACAGUCGAAAAUAUUAAAUUCUCCGCCAAUAACAUUAACAAUAACUACAGUCACUACGACACCGGCAACUAUUCCAACAUCAUAAAGCACACCAACAGCAGCAGUAUCAUGAACGGUAACAGUCUGGAAUCGACAAAACACAGCUCUGCGACGGCAGCCGCCGCUAAUGCCGCCAACAACAACCAUAUCAUUGUUCACAAAGAGGAACACAAACCGAUUCCUCCGCCGAUCGAGACCAUUCCCGGGAAAAAGUUGCCGGAAAAACGGCAACGACCGACACUGCCGAAGUUGUACUUCAAAAACAACCUCGCGGUGCACCAAAAAAGUCCCACGUCCGGCGCAGUCAGUCCCCUGGUAGGCCAAGCGACAGGCCAUCCGUCGCUAACUGUCACAGGGACCCCGAAGGAAAUUAUGCUCGAGCCGCAGAGUCCGCUUUUUCAUAUUAGGUACAAAAGCCUAAGCUCGCUGCAACUGGCCCAGGAGUCUCACCCGCCAACACCGAUCUCGCCCUCACCCAAGGGUACCCAGGAGAAAAACCACAUGCUAUCGAAGUCGGCCAGCACCGGACGUGAGGGAACGUUGGAUUCGUCCCGCAGCGGGGGACGCACCUCCGGCGAUUCCAAGCUGCCGGAGAAGAAAACACGUCGCCUUAGUCGGCCACGUAGCCUCUCCAAUCUGGUGUGGGAUCUGCGUCCUCACAAGUCGGAAAAAUCCAAGAAGAAACUGUAUCUGCAUCAGUUCGAUCGACAGCAGGGUACGCUUUAUCUAUAGAAAGGAUCGCCGGUAAGACCGACUGCGUAUAAUUUAUAAAGAUUUCGUCAAUAAUUUAGUCAACUACGGGAGAUGUUCAGUCUGUUUGAAAACCGGUCCGGUAUCAUGUUUGUUAAUGUCCAUUCCAGUGAAAUUAAAGUUCUCAAACUUCAAAGUUUCCUGUGUGUGAUGAUGUUCGCUUGGAAAAUGGAAAAAUGUUAAAUAACCAAGUUUGCCGAGAGGCAGAUAUCAAACAAGUUAGUACAUGUUCGUAGAGCGAUAGAUGCAUCUUAACCAAACCAGAGCCAAUUUACUUCCCCGCCGGUCGUUGGAAAACCCAAUUCAAAACGUAUACUCAAACCUAUUUCAAAUAGUCACAUUGUGUUCAUUUCACCUGAAAUUUUUAGCUACAAUUAAUUUAGGGAGAAAAAAUUUACUCACUAUCUUAGGUAGUUCUUCGGUUGCAGUUUUUACUUAUAAAACUUUCUCCUUCAACACAGAAUAAUGCAAAAAUUGGCUCUGCAGUUUUUGCGCACCUCAGUCAAGUAAAUGUCAACGAAUAAAUAAAUAAACAACUCAAAUGAAAAAGGCAUUAUGAAUGAAAAUAGCGCGGUUUACUUUGACGAGCGAUGCGCGUGAUGUACAGGAAUUUGAAUAAUAAACAAAAACUAAACAAGAAAAAACGAUAAAGCAAAGAAAACUCAUAUAUCAAACAGUUUAUAGUUUUACUUUCGCCAUUCGUCGUUAAGGCUGUGGUAUUAUUACUUAUUUGUGCUGUUCGAGUAAAUUAAUAUUAAACAUUCUCUCGCUGAUGCCGCGUUACGUACGACGACGCGAACGAGACAAACGAAAAGUCGAUCGAUUUGAUUAGGUUAUGAAAAAGACAGCAAAGCAAAGACAUUAUUUAACUAUUAUUUUUAUCCGCAUCUCGUCUCCAGCAGAUCUGCGCCUUGUUUAACCACUCGAAAAGUCUAAGUUCGUUUGCUUUCCCUCACAGGAUAGGGUGGAGAUUGUUGGUUCGAUUGUUGAUCGGAACCGAAUCGUUACCCUAGUAGAAAGCGAUUGAAAUUUUUACUUUUCAAGAGUAACCGUUUUAUUAGUCCCUAUAUCUACGUCGUCGAUGAGCAAAUGCUAGCAGUUUAACAAGAAUGUAACUAGAAUAAGAUUUUACUCAGCCGCGUGUGUUAGAAGUUGAAUCCAUACAGUCAUACAGAGCUCUAACUAUUUUCAUAUUAUUGUAUGGCGGAUUUUUUGUUGGCAAUUUUGUUUCAAUCUUAAUUUUGAAAAAGUCGCAGUUCGAAUUGAAAAGAAAAAAAACAAAAGUCUUGAGGGAAGAAAAAAUAACGAAAAUAAUUAAUACCAAAUUUUUGGCACAUUUGACACAUACAAGCAGCUUGUGCGUGUAAUAGUGGAGAUUCGUUUCGUAAGAUUGCAAAAUUUGCGAGCGAGACCCACUUCUUAAUUAUUCAGCAAAUCUAUUAGAGAAUAUUUUAUUAAAAGAGAUGAGAAAUAAAUAUGUAAAAUAUA
Messenger RNA from Wyeomyia smithii (pitcher-plant mosquito), 3947 nucleotides. RefSeq lists its product as uncharacterized. Bases 462 to 2441 code for a protein of 659 amino acids. The transcript has 6 exons. The record is from RefSeq and is a predicted model, not a curated record. Lineage: Eukaryota; Metazoa; Arthropoda; Insecta; Diptera; Culicidae.